AAGACAAUAAAUAUCUUCCAUUUUGAAGCGAGAACUUCAGUAACCUGGCGAGUCUUGCUAGUUUGCUCAAGAGGAAUUCGUCAAAAACGCAAUUUGAAGUGAACUGGAAAAAUGCACAGAAGCAACAGUGAUUCGCGGCGAGACCGCCAACAACGUUUCAGCUUUAAAAACCGCAUGAAACCAAAUUCUCUGCAAGAUGUGGAGAAUGAAGUUGGGGGACGUACUUCCAGCUUACGUCAUCACAAAACGUCCACAGCCGGACAAGGAUCAGUUAGAGCUGUGGGAGCAAAUGGGGGUGGUGCUACAGUGACCUCGAGUGUUAUAAGCUUAGGGUUUUCAAUGUCUUCUGUAAACGACCCCACUACUCCAUCGGGAACGGGUCCAACGUCUGGGCAAACUCCAAAAAAGUCUAACUGGGAGGUAAUCGAGCACUACCACAAAUCAGGACUUCAUGGAGCGUCAUCGGCUAACCGGACAAAGCACCAACAGGAGGAGUACGAGGCGCAGACGGCAGCCAUUAUCACCCACGAUUUUGUCGUGUUAGAUGAAAGGCGCUGUUGGUGGAACAUCUGCCAUCUUCUAAAGCGAGUAUUUCGAUCUCAUCGCUUUAAAGACGUUCAUGUUGAAGUCUUGUAUCAGCGAUAUUUUCUACGGAUGAACCAAACCAACUUAACAAGCUUAUUGGCUCUGUUAAUUGCUACGGCCCUAGUUUUCACAGCGCUCAAUUAUGCCAUAGGUGGAACGCAAGGCCUUCUUCAAAGCGUAAUCAUAGGCUUAUUUGCCAUUCUUUACAUUGGUCUUGAGCUGCUGGUUACUCGCUCCUUCCUCAAUGAAGUCUAUCUCAUCGUAUUCUCUUACAUCAUACUGGCAUCAUUUGUUGGCACUGAACUUGUGCUGGCGGUAGACGAAACACGCAAAUCGGCCGUGGCAGGAGCUUGGUCCACAGUUUUUUUCAUAUACAUAACCUAUACCUUCCUGCCUCUUCACGUUCGAGAAUCAUCAAUCUGUGGCUGUCUCCUUGGAGUGACCCAACUAGCCUGUGCUCUAAGUCUUAAUUUUCAGGACGAAAAUAUUUGGAAACAGAUUGCGGCCAACGGUAUUUUGUUCCUAUGCACUAAUGUUGCCGGAAUUUUCACCCACUACCCAUGCGAAGUUGCGCAACGGCAAGCUUUUAUAGAAACUCGACAAUGCAUAGAGGCUCGAAUAAAUAUUCAACGCGAAAACCAACAGCAGGAAAGACUGCUACUGUCAGUUCUCCCAAGGCACGUUGCAAUGGAAAUGAAAGCAGAUAUAGCUGGGAAGCCAAAGGAUACAAUGUUUCACAAAAUUUAUAUUCAAAGACAUGAAAAUGUGAGCAUUCUGUUUGCUGAUAUCUGCGGCUUCACUAGCCUUUCUGACCAAUGCACAGCUGAAGAGUUGGUACGCCUGCUCAACGAACUUUUUGCCAGGUUCGAUAGGCUUGCCGCUGAACACCAUUGCUUACGCAUAAAACUGUUGGGUGACUGUUAUUAUUGUGUGUCUGGGUUACCGGAGCCACGGCCUGACCAUGCCCAUUGCUGUGUUGAAAUGGGACUUGACAUGAUCGACGCAAUAGCGCUUGUGCGAGAGGUAACUGGCGUCAACGUUAAUAUGAGAGUCGGCAUCCACACUGGCAGGGUGCACUGUGGUGUCCUUGGACUUCGAAAAUGGCAAUUUGAUGUAUGGUCUAACGAUGUCACUCUCGCAAAUAAUAUGGAAAGCGGAGGAAUACCCGGGAGGAUACACAUUACAAAGGAGACAUUAAAAUACCUCGGAAGCGACUACCGCGUCGAGCCUGGCCAUGGUGGAGAAAGGAACGGUUAUCUCCGAGACCACAAUAUCGAAACGUUCUUAAUCAUCCCAAGUGAUAAAUAUCGUGACCAUCACGCCAAAAAAACCAGCAGCUACAACUCUAUGAACGGUACGACAGCAACGUCAAAAGAAAUGCGCGUCAUGGGCCAUUCCGAACACACAAAACAGAAUAUCCACAACAAGUUAGGUUUUGGCGACAACCAGGAAACGAAAGAUCCUGAAGUAGAAGUCAACGACUACCUGGCACGUGCAAUUGACGCAAGAAGCAUAGAUCGACUUCGAGCCGAACAUUGUCGUCGUUGGUUGCUUACUUUUCGAAAGCCCGAAAACGAAGCCAAGUACGCCAAGGAACGGGAUAAAAUGAUGGAAGCCUAUUUUAUCUGCUCUUCUUUCAUCUUGCUUUCGAUAUUGAUUGUUCAAUAUAUCGUCAUUCCUCAGUCAAGCGUUACGUUCUUCACCAGUGCAAUAUGUGGUGGCGUAUUGCUGUUGAUUGUCCUCGUCGCCGUCGCUGAGAAAUGCAGCUGUUUGCCGCAAGAACUUAUGGUGUUUUCUCGACGAAUCGCCGCUAGUCGUCGACUGACUCAGCUCCUAUCGGCAUGGGUUGUUUUGAUACUUUAUGCUGUUGCUUGCGCUCCCCUGUUGCCGCUUACGGAGGAACAAAUGCCGAUCUGUUUGCUUCAACUAGUAGUUCUAAAUGGUUCGUCGACAUUUUUUCGCGAAAACCUCAAGGAUUUGUCACCGCUUGCAACCAAUACGACAAUGGUACGUGGCGAAAACGGAACUUCCGUAGAAGUGUGCACUUCCCCUUUUCCACAGUACGUCACACUUUGCGUAUUACUGGCAAUGAUAUCGAGUUCGGUGUUCCAGCCCAUGACAAGUUUACUCCGUUUAGCCCUGCUGACAAUCAUGAGUUCGGUCUAUCUUUACUUCGUAUUUGGAAGCCACGCGGCCCUUUUCAAAUCUCAGGAUGUCAUCCUGAUGCUGAACAGGGAACCGCAGGAUUCGGGAAUUUCUUUGGGAAUCUUGACAGCUUUGAUUUUGGCUGCCUUCGUGUCCGCCUUCGUCAUACAUGGACAGCAAAUUGAAGCAACUUCACGACUGGACUUCUUAUGGAAGCUUCAGGCAACAGAAGAAAAGGAAGAAAUGGAGCACUUACAAGCCUACAAUCGUAAACUUCUUGCGAACAUCCUUCCAGUGCAUGUCGCUGAGCAUUUCAUGUCUAUGGACAAGCAUACUGACGAGCUGUAUCACGAACAAUGCGAAAGCGUCUGCAUUAUGUUUGCUUCUAUUCCUAACUUCCCCGAGUUUUACGUCGAACUCGAAUCAAACAAUGAGGGAGUUGAAUGCCUUCGUCUGCUCAAUGAGAUCAUUGCCGAUUUUGAUGAGAUUUUAAGUGAGGACCAAUUUAAGUACAUUGAGAAAAUUAAAUCAACCGGUUCGACUUACAUGGCUGCCUCAGGUCUCACAAAAGCAACGUGUGACAUGAAAAAUUUCAACCACGUCACCGCCAUGGCUGAUUACGCUCUACGACUACGAGAACAACUAGAUUACGUUAACGAACAUUCAUUUAACAAUUUUAAAAUUCGAAUUGGUAUCAACAUUGGCCCAGUUGUAGCAGGAGUCAUUGGGGCUAGGAAACCGCAAUAUGACAUUUGGGGUAAUGCCGUUAAUGUUGCCAGUCGUAUGGAUUCUACCGGAGUUCUCGACAAGAUACAGGUUACACAAGAAGUUUGUCAAAUUUUACAACCCAAGAGCUAUCCGCUGACUUGCCGAGGUACAGUCAAUGUAAAGGGCAAAGGAGAAAUGGUAACCUACUACUUGGAUGGCUACAGUGUCGAUCGUGUCCAAGUUGACGUCAGCACUCGUUAGCGAUUCAGUAGCGGUUGUCACAGCAAGCGCCAUUUGAACACACAAAAACCUAACCAAGAGUUUCUGUUGAACUAAAAAGGACAUUUUAUGGUGCUUUGAUACGUUGAUAACAAACUUUAAUUCAUUCCGUCCUUCGAUCGUUCAUUAUAUAGAUUACGAAGGCAUCCGGAUCGUCUAAUUAUGACAAUAUGUCGGAGCUCCUACAGUGUGCUUACAAUGGUUUUCGGUUUUCGAAUUUGGGAUUUCCCAAUGACUUUAUUUUCAACAAGCAUCGUAUGAAUAGGUCUACGCAUGUCAUUGGCGGCUUACUGGAAGGCCAUGAUUGAAAUCUACCAAUAAUGGAAAUGAGUUUCGAACUGUUCCAGGCCGUGACUGGAGCGUCGUAACACCAGACAUUGCUGACCGAUGUCUAGAGCUCUAUGCAUUAACCUAGUGUAUUUUUACCAUAUCGUUCCCGUUACCCGCGUCUUGCCACGCCAUGUGUUGCCCCUUGCCAAAGUUAUCGGUGUAACGAAAUGCAGUCAGUGUUUUCGUGUGCACGUUCCAAAGUCAAUAUUACCAUACCUGACCUAUUGUGAAAUGAACCAAUAAUCAAUGCACACUUCACAUCUUCACCAUCAGGAUAAUUUCCCUGUUCCAUUUGAAAGAAAGCGUAACAAAAUGUAAGAUCAGACCACAAAUAUAUACCAUGUAUUUUGUCUAGCUACCUUAUUGUAAACGUACUGUACAUCCAAACCCAAGAAGACCCAUUUCGUGAUUUAUUUAAAUUUUUGCACGGCAGUGAAGUUACCGUUUAUGCUUGAAAUCCCAAUAUAUUUUCAGCCCCAUGAGAAAAAAAAAAUUAUUCCAUGAUUUACGACAGCUUCGCCAAUGCUGACUCCCCUGCAACGUUGAACAAAAAUGAGUUUAGCAUUUAUAAGUUGAGCCGCUAGAUAGUUAUCAGUUUGUAAAUCGGAUGUAUUAUACUACCCAAAUUUUAAACAA
This is a messenger RNA of Daphnia carinata, 4683 nucleotides long. RefSeq names its product adenylate cyclase type 5-like. The transcript is spliced from 24 exons. The record is from RefSeq and is a predicted model, not a curated record. Lineage: Eukaryota; Metazoa; Arthropoda; Branchiopoda; Diplostraca; Daphniidae. Gene Ontology annotation, molecular function: adenylate cyclase activity. Gene Ontology annotation, cellular component: plasma membrane. Bases 112 to 3699 code for a protein of 1195 amino acids. Gene Ontology annotation, biological process: adenylate cyclase-activating G protein-coupled receptor signaling pathway; cAMP biosynthetic process; intracellular signal transduction.